AUGGGCAGGUUUGGCGUCACGCGCCUCGCGCUGGCGCCGCCAGCGCUGCUGGCCAUCGUGCGCACCGCCGAGGAAGUGAACGCCAGCGCUAUGGUUCUGAAAGUGAUCAGGAGGACAAAAGUAGGGAUUAACGAUCAGCGAGUACUUGAUGUUAUUGCCUCUGCACUUUCUAAUUUCAUUGAGGCUAUUAGUUACUCCAUCUUAGGAUUUGGAACGGUUGAGGACACACUUACCAGGGUGAUCAUCUCAGGGUCCAAGAUCGGCAUGAACAAGAUCAAAGAGGAAUACAAGGUCAGGUUCAAGACCACGGUCACCAGCGACAUUGUUGGUGACACCUCUGGGUAUUACAAGGACUUCCUGCUGACCUUGAUAGGGAGUGAAGAUUAA
Messenger RNA from Miscanthus lutarioriparius, 387 nucleotides. The record is from the annotation of a GenBank genome assembly. Lineage: Eukaryota; Viridiplantae; Streptophyta; Magnoliopsida; Poales; Poaceae.